AUGAAGUCCACCUUAGCUCAGGCUGCUGCGUUUCUUUCUUCUCUUGCUUCGGCUGCCAUCAUUCCCUCCUCCUCACCCACUUCCAACUCUUCUGCAAAGGACAUCACGACUGUUGCUGGUACAACAGGAUCGGACUAUGUCUCUAUCAAUUUCAGUGCUCCCUGUCAAGGGUGCUUCACCGGCACCGAUGAUGGCGUGGAACUUUCCCUCGAGAUCGACUCCGCCGAUGAGGAAUGCACAAGCAAUCCUCCUCGCCUCAAUGGAUUGCCCUUGACCACGAACAAUGGUAACGGCAACCAGGUCACCAAAGGCCAACUCAUCUUCAAAUCAAAACCUUCCAAUGGUGUGGGCGAAAAGGAAGUUCAUGCCUUUUGGGAAUCGAUAUGCUUGAAGGGAGAGGCGUCGAUACUCUCCGUCCGGUUCGACGACUUAAAUGGAGAUAUCGGUGUCACCGGCGCGUCUGGUUUCACCACCUCCUUCAAACAAAAGGGCCAGCCUACAGUCUUACGUCUUCAGGACAGACCUGUCGAGAACUUGAGCGACGAUUCCCAUAUAUGUGAUAUGUGGCUAAACCCCGACGAGUCUUCAAAACUAUCCAUUACUGCUGCUCCACAAAGCGUAGCCGUGAUUGACAAUACAUUAGAAUUGCAGUACGCGAAGCUGGACGACCUGAAGGCGCAAUUAGCCGACCUACACGAAGAAUUACUGAUGACUGAAUCGACAAUCAUGUCUUUAGUCAAAGAAGAAUUCAGAUCUUGCACAAGCCUCAAGUGCAUCUGGGACACUGCGAAGAGUAAAGCUCCUGGUAUCUGCAAGCUGAUCACCGCACACUUUUCACACCAUCCAAGUCGUGUGUCUGGGUGUACAGAGGGGGAUGCUCAGUCUCCGUGCCGAACACAAGCUCAAGACCUCUCUCCCAUGCAGAAAAAACCACCGCAAACAGCAGAGGUUCCUGAAAAUGUAGAGACAAAGCCCGAAAUUUCAAGCAGCUCUGCGGCUUCAUCUCCAACACCUUCUCCUCCGAUCGACGAAUCUGAAGACUUGGAAAGCCUCGACUCAAAAGGACUAUCAGAGUCUUCCCCCAACGACGAUGGAGAUACGCCGUGGGUUCAGUCAACCGGGACGUCCGGUAUCGCAACUUUCCAAAUCGAUACCAGUCGCAUACAGGCCUCGCUCAGACGUCAUCUAACACUAGCAGUGGUGUCUCUGAUCCUUCUAGCUCUUAUCGGAGGUCUAACAUUUCGUGUUGUACGAUUCCUCCGAGACCCAAGGCGUCGAGCUGAGCUAGCUGCACGUCGGGAGGAACGCUAUACAAAAAGACUUUACCGCAAGGCCGCAUGUCAGCACGCAUGGCGUAAAUGGUGGAGGCAAUUUAAACUACAAGCGACUGGUGACUACGAAGAGAAAAGAGAGAUGAUCUUGGAACAGGAGGGCAUCUCGCAAGACACCUUGCAACGACAAAUCCUCACUCUCAGCGAUGCCACCGACCUGGUCAGAAAUCUGAUCGCCGCGGAAGAAGGACGUGUCCAAGCUGAGCAUCGAGCCCUCCCAGCCAGAUACCAAUCAAAUCCCCAAUCACCAUACACCUCGCCCCUAUAUGAUGCUGUCAUUGGCAGUAGUCAGAUGUCUGAAACUCUUCCCCCUUAUCCCCCACCACCCCCCGGGUAUGAAGAGCAACUCGAAGGCGAAGUGACCGUCGUGCACGGAUUCAGCUCUUCAGCGAGCACAACGGAUGAUGCAACUGAGAGCAGUAUCGUUGACUGCAGCCCGCGGCUCAGUUUUGAGACUGGAAGGUCGACGAUCCUGACUAGAGAUGCACGGGACUGA
Molecule: messenger RNA, 1827 nt
Organism: Exophiala bonariae
Lineage: Eukaryota; Fungi; Ascomycota; Eurotiomycetes; Chaetothyriales; Herpotrichiellaceae
Exons: 3
Coding region: 1-1827 (608 amino acids)
Source: RefSeq, a predicted model, not a curated record